Messenger RNA from Ceratotherium simum simum (southern white rhinoceros), 663 nucleotides. Lineage: Eukaryota; Metazoa; Chordata; Mammalia; Perissodactyla; Rhinocerotidae. The record is from RefSeq and is a predicted model, not a curated record.
GUCCCAUGCUUUGUCUUCUUUGUAACCCGUGUAACAGAAAAUGAGAAAAGAACAGAGGCACUUGAAGCAACACAACUAUAUCUAAGAUUGCUGUUGCCCAACAUUAGAGAAGAAUUACGACGGCUUCUUACUUUUAUGGCUAUUGCAUCGGAACCUAAUGCCUACAAGUUACAAAAACAGUAUGAUAACAAAACGGUAGUCCUGAAAACUCUUGCCAAAGCAGUUUUGCAAACCAAAUCAUUUUUAAAAGUACGGGCAGAACAACUAGUCUGGUUUCUACUGGAGAAUCACUCUGAGCUCUUCAAGACACCAGUUACUUUAUUGGAUCUGGUUAAUAAGAAACUUAAGAAGCUUCUACAUGGAGAAGAUCCAGAUGCCAUAUCAGGCUUCAUAUUUUGCCAACGCUUGACAUACAAGGAGUUUGAAAAACGAAAGGAAAGGACAAUUCAAAAUCUUCACCAGUUGGCUCUUGAGAUUUAUACUAACUCCAGCAUCUCUUUGAAACAAAAAAAGAAGUUAAUCAAAGAAUUUCAAAAACACCAUCCAGAAGCUUUGCAUUAACAUUUCUGAGGCAAGAAACUAUAAUCUGUAAAUAUAAACAACUCUCUAGUGAUUUUCUCAAACUGCUACUUACACUUCAGAGACAGGAUAGCCUCCAAGCAU